UCCAUGCGACUCAAAAGUCUCUACUCCAUCGUUUGUGACUUCUUCAGGAUUUGUCUGGCAAUUUGUUGUCGUCGUACAGUAUGAUUUCUUCUGGAUCUUUUCGAAUCGUCUUCGCCUUCCUCAUUCUACUGCCUCUUGUUUCUGCGUCUACUUGCUACUGGCCCGACGGUAGCGAUGCGGAUUCUGCUUAUGUAGCAUGCAACUCAACUGCGUCGACUUCAGCGUGUUGCUCAGCAAAUGAUGCGUGCACUACUUUUGGAUGGUGUUUGGGAGCUUCUGGGAUGACCUACAGAGGAGGAUGCACAGAUCAAAAUUGGAAUUCUCCCGCCUGCAUGACUUCGUAUUGCCAGGGCGUAAAGGAUGACUAUCAAUUUCUCAUGAAUUGCAACUCGGGAAAUUACGUCGCGGGUGAAACCCUUCUAUGGUGUUGUUCGACCAAUUCUGCAGGUUCCUGCUGCAGUAACAACUUCUCACUUCCAUUUUCCGUUGAGAAUGGUCUCACUGGUCGUGCUUUCAUGUCCGACCUUGAACAGUCUGCCGUCACUGUCACUAAGACCGCUUCGGCAGCUACCGGGACUGGAAGCCCUACAUCGUCAGUUGCAAGUCAGAGCGCCAGCCAGAGUAGCAGCCAGAAUGCCACUUUGAGUGCCAAAAGUAGCAGUUCGGGAGUCUCUACCGGUGCUAUUGCUGGGGCGUCCGUUGGUUGUGCUAUUGGAGGAGCCCUGUUGGGUGCAGCAAUAGCCUCCUUGCUCUUGAGACGCCGGAGAUCCUCAUCGCCAACCGAACUACCUGCAGAGAACAAUGGUGCUUACCCGUACGAUGCUCCAAAGAAUCCAUAUCCAGGAACGCCUUCUAGUGCCACUUUCACUCCUGAUCAGAAUAACUACACACCUGUUACGCAACAAUAUCAUCCUCAGCCGGUAGUGCCAAUGCAGGAGGCACCUACUCACGCCCCGAAUUAUGAGCUCGAUGGGCAGCACCACUGAGGUUAAAGGGCAAUUCUACUUGUGUUUAAAUGACAAUCCUCAAAAGCUGCCUGUUUUGAUACUGCACCUGCAGGCUGAGUAUGGAG
Molecule: messenger RNA, 1072 nt
Organism: Mollisia scopiformis
Lineage: Eukaryota; Fungi; Ascomycota; Leotiomycetes; Helotiales; Mollisiaceae
Exons: 3
Coding region: 81-986 (301 amino acids)
Source: RefSeq, a predicted model, not a curated record